This is a messenger RNA of Rubroshorea leprosula, 1915 nucleotides long. The record is from the annotation of a GenBank genome assembly. NCBI's taxonomy places the organism in Eukaryota, Viridiplantae, Streptophyta, Magnoliopsida, Malvales, Dipterocarpaceae.
GAUCAGAUUUUCGAAUUCGGAGAUGGGAAAUAGCCUUAAUCUCCCUCAUUUAUCAAAGUAUAAAGAAGGCAAGGCUUUGCCGAUUCAAACCCCUUUCAGGCUUCCCUCUUCCUUACCAACUUGGCCACCGGGUGAUGGAUUCGCGAGCGGAGUCAUUGAUCUUGGUGGUUUACUCGUGCGUCGGAUAUCAUCCUUCGCGAAAGUCUGGGCUGCUUACGAAGGUGGACCUGACAACCUCGGUGCUACCUUUUUUGAACCUUCGGAAGUGCCACAGGGCUUCUUUUUGCUAGGUUGCUACAGCCAACCCAACAACAGGCCGCUUUACGGGUGGGUUCUGGUGGCAAAGGAUGACACCACGGACUCCUCUUUAUUGGCCAUGCCAGUUGAUUACAACCUUGUUUGGAGCAGUGAAUCCCUCAACAUCAAGAAAGAUGGCAAUGCCUACUUCUGGUUGCCUACGCCCCCUGAUGGAUAUAAACCUAUAGGCCAUGUUGUCACCAACUCCCCGGUGAAGCCUUCUCCGGACAAAAUACGCUGCGUUCGAACCGAUUUCACUGAUGAGUGUGAGUCAGAUACCUGGAUAUGGGGUCCUCAAAAGGAUAUCAAGACAACUGGAUUCAAUGUUUUCAGUGUGAGGCCAAGCAUCAGGGGAUCCCCAGCUAUGGGGGUAUCCGUGGGCACAUUUGUAGCCGGUAAUACUAACCUGGCUUGUUUGAAAAAUACCAAAUCGGAUUUUUCAUACAUGCCUAAUUUACCCCAAAUUGAGGUAUUGUUUCGAGCUUAUGCUCCUUGGAUUUACUUUCAUCCUGAUGAAAAGUACUUUGCAUCUUCAGUUAGUUGGUUUUUUAUGAAUGGGGCACUGUUAUACAAAAAAGGAGAACAGUCCAACCCGGUUUCAAUCGAAUCCACGGGUUCAAACCUUCCCCAAGGCGGUUCCAAUGAUGGAGCCUAUUGGUUGGAACUUCCUGUGGAUGGAGGAGAAGAGUCCAACCCAGUUUCAAUCGAACCCACGGGUUCAAACCUUCCCCAAGGCGGUUCCAAUGAUGGAGCCUAUUGGUUAGACCUUCCUGUGGAUGGAGGUGCAAAAGAGAGGGUGAAGAGGGGAGAUUUAAGCAGCUCCGAAGCUUAUUUACACGUAAAGCCUAUGCUGGGUGCAACCUUUACAGACAUAGCAGUAUGGGUGUUCUACCCCUUCAAUGGACCAGCAAGAGCUAAGGUUGAAUUUGUCAACGUUGAUUUGGGGAAGAUAGGUGAACAUGUUGGCGACUGGGAGCAUGUGACUCUGAGGAUCAGCAAUUUUAAUGGGGAGCUAUGUAGUGUGUAUUUCUCCAAACACAGUGGUGGUUCUUGGUUCAGUUCAUCAGAGCUUGAGUUCCAAGGCGGUAAUAAGCCGGUAAGCUAUGCAUCCUUGCACGGGCAUGCCAUGUAUUCCAAGCCAGGUCUAGUUUUACAAGGGAGUGGCAACAUAGGUAUUAGGAAUGACACCGCUAAGAGUAAGAUGCUGAUGGAUACUGGGGGACAGUUUUCUGUGGUAGCGGCUGAUCAUCUGGGUUCUACGGUUACAGAACCGCCAUGGCUAAACUACUUCAGGGAAUGGGGUCCAAAAAUUAACUAUAAUAUCGAAGGCGAGAUCAAGAAGGUGGUGAAAAUACUACCCGGAAAGCUUAAAUCGGCUUUUGAGAAGUUUGUAAAGAGCCUACCAAAAGAAGUACUGGGGGAGGAAGGGCCUACAGGGCCAAAGUUGAAGAGGAACUGGAGUGGAGACGAAGUUUGAACUAAAGUUGAUAGGCAGCAGAAAUUCAUCAGACGAUCGCAGCACCACAUAUAUUCAUUGUUACUGUUCCUGAUAAUAUGUCAAUUAUUAUUAUUAUUAUUUUUAAAGGCACGGAAAAGUUACGGUUCUCCAUUUUCGAAU